AGUUUCUCCUUGAAGGGCUCAAGGACUGAAGCACCUCCGCAAAAUGCUUCUACUGAAUAAUUCCCAGAAGCUGCUGACCCUAUACAAAUCCUUGGCCAGGAGCAUCCCUGAGUCCCUGAAGGUGUAUGGAUCUGUAUAUUACAUCAAUCACGGAAACCCCUUCAACAUGGAGGCGCUGGUGGACUCCUGGCCUGAAUAUCGAACUGUUAUUAUCCGGCCUCAGAAACAGGAGAUGACUGUCGACCUGGAUCCAUACACAAACAUAUACCAUAUAUUUUCCAAAGAGCCUCAAAAAUUACAAGAAGUCUUGAAAAAUUAUGAAGUCAUAAACUGGAAACAGAUACUCCGAAUUCAAGGUUUUCAAGAAGCUUUGGAUGAGGAGAUAAAAGCGGUUGCAUUUUCUAAGUCACUGAGGGUAAGCCCUAGGAAGGCAAUCCUCUAUAUUACGGAAGACAUCCUGAAUCUCAAUGCCUCUAAGAGCAAGCCUGCAAGGUGGGGUGAGGCAGGCUACCCAGAUGGUGAAUUUGAGAGUAAGGAUCUCAAUUUUAAGUGUUCCCAACUGGAUGUCUGUCAUUCUGAGCUGGUGAAUGACAGCUGGAGGCUCGGUCAGAAUGAGAGGAGCCUGCGUUACAUCAAGCGCUGCAUACAGACCCUGCCAACACAGUGUCUUUUGGACCCAGAAGGAGUCCUGGUCUCAUGGAUCGCCAUGGACUCUUCUUGUGAAAUGGGAAUGGCCCACACCAUAGAAAGAUACCGAAACUAAGGAAAAAUGAAAGAAAUGAUGGUGCAUUAUAUGAAAUUUCUGCAUCACAAUAAUAUUCCAUUUUACCUCUCUAUCCUGGAAGAUAAUAUAAACUCACGAAAAACUGCAAAGGUUUUGGGUUUUUCUGAGGUUGCGUGUGGGUGGCACCAAUGGACCUGCUACCCACAGGAAUUAGCUCCAUUUGUUUAA
Molecule: messenger RNA, 952 nt
Organism: Carlito syrichta (Philippine tarsier)
Lineage: Eukaryota; Metazoa; Chordata; Mammalia; Primates; Tarsiidae
Gene: GLYATL1
Product: glycine-N-acyltransferase like 1
Exons: 6
Biological process (GO): L-glutamine metabolic process
Cellular component (GO): mitochondrion
Molecular function (GO): glycine N-acyltransferase activity; L-glutamine N-acyltransferase activity
Source: RefSeq, a predicted model, not a curated record